Dalotia coriaria is the source of this 2474-nucleotide messenger RNA. Its product is annotated as DDB1- and CUL4-associated factor 8. NCBI's taxonomy places the organism in Eukaryota, Metazoa, Arthropoda, Insecta, Coleoptera, Staphylinidae. The record is from RefSeq and is a predicted model, not a curated record. The transcript has 7 exons. Gene Ontology annotation, cellular component: Cul4-RING E3 ubiquitin ligase complex; cytoplasm. Gene Ontology annotation, molecular function: protein binding. Bases 331 to 2316 code for a protein of 661 amino acids.
CGACCCACUGUCAUUCGAUAAUCGGAUGUCAGGCACAAACACAAAACAGUGUUAUCGAAAUAGAAAUUGAAUUCAGUAGCGAAGGAAAGUCCGCCUUUUUCGCGAGACAUUGCCAGCUCGUGGUGCGCUUUAAUCCCGUCGACAAUUUGCACAAAUGUGGCGUACAGGCGGUGUGCUCCUCCACCCCAACUCGUAGCGUUCAGCUACGAAAGUGCGUGAGCAAAUUUCCGUUAAACCGUGCUUCUCACAAGCGGUUGCAUUCAACGAAAUUGCAACGCAAUUGCGAUUCGUGUAUUUAUAGUCUGGGCGCACGAGUUGAAUUGAUCGACGAUGGACGGGGCAAGUUCAACUGACGGUGGCGACGGCGAUUCGGCCGCAAAGGAGGCAGCUAAGAAUUUUCUGGUGCCAGAUCUUCCAGAUGAAGAACACCUACAUGCCGACAAUGCUAAACGCAGUCGAAUGAAUGAGGAUGCUCAAGAUGUUCAACUGGAUGAGAUUGGCAUUGCCAUUGACAGUGAGGAGAAUGAAUCCAAGCCUCGAGAGGAAUGUAAUAGUAGUGUUUGCGAGGCAAGCACAAGUUCUGGUAACAAUUUGAUGACUAACAGUGUUGCAGAAGAAAAAACAUCAGAAGGAAUUCUCUUUACUGAAGAUGAAACCAACAGCCAGCAUGUCCCUAUGUCCAGGGAUCUUAUCAACAGUGAUGCUGAUGCUGAUACACAUUCAUCUGCAGAUUCUUCAGCAUCCGAGAUGAAUGAACUCGAAGAAGUGUUACUAACAGCCGCGAGAGCAAUGCAUUCGUCCAAUUUAAAUGAAAACGACGACGCUGAUGGUUAUUUUGAUAGUGCGAUGCGCGGCAUAGAUCGCCUUACCGACUCAGAUACCGACGAGGAGGAGGACAACAAACCCGCCGUGCUCUUGAAGGCGAAGCCUAAACACAACUGGUUUAUCAUACCCGAGAUACAAAGCCGGCAGUUCGGCACUAGUGCCAACCGACAAUCAUCGGCGCAAUUUCAACAGAGGUGCUAUGGCUCCUUGCAUUGCGUAGAGCGAUUGGAAUUGAUGUACAAAUUGGACAAGCACACGGGCUGCGUCAAUUCUAUUAAUUUUCAUCCGAAUGGAACAUUGCUGGCUAGCGGCUCGGAUGAUUUAGAGAUUGUUAUUUGGGAUUGGAAAAUGGGCAAUCCUUUGAUGUCGUAUGAGUCCAAACAUCGCAGCAAUGUGUUUCAGAGCAAGUUUAUGCCAUUGAGCGGGGAUGAUUUACAUAUUGUUUCCUGUGCUAGAGAUGGACAAGUACGUUUAGCGCAAAUAUCCGCUAAAGAAGGUUUCCGCAGCACACGUAAACUGGGUUCGCAUCGGGGUCCUAGUCAUAAAUUAACUGUUUUAUACGAUCAACCACAAGUCGUCAUCUCUGCCGGCGAAGAUGGGCUCGUUCUUAAGCAUGAUCUUCGAUGCACCAAAUCAGAUAAGGUAUUAACCGUACAUCGCGAUGACAUGGACGUUGUAGCUUUGUACAGUAUAAGCAGCAAUCCACUCAACAGCAACGAAUUCUGUGUAGCUGGUAGGGACUAUCAAACGAGGACAUUCGAUCUACGAAAAGCAAACAAGGAAUUAGCUUUUUAUCAUCCAUUCGAUAAAGUUGGUGAUAUCCAAAAGCACCUCCAUGUUACGUGCGCGGUUUAUAAUCACAACGGUUCCGAAGUGUUGGCUUCGUACAACGACGAAGAUAUUUAUUUAUUCGAUACAAAGGCAAAGGAAGGCGACUAUGUGCACUUCUAUCAAGGACAUCGCAAUCGCGCGACCAUUAAAGGCGUCAACUUUUUUGGUCCUAAGUCGGAGUUUAUAAUCAGCGGCUCCGACUGCGGAUAUGUUUACUUUUGGGAGAAGAGUUCCGAGGCCAUUGUGCAAUUUCUACGCGCUGAUGAUAAUGGUGUUGUAAAUUGCUUGGAGCCACACCCUCAACUGCCCUUCCUAUGUACAAGCGGUCUUGAUCGAGAUAUUAAAGUAUGGGUGCCUUCCUACGAAGAGGAUCCGAAGAUGACUGACCUUGUUGAUACAGUAAAACAAAACCUAAAGGAGCGCUCGCAUUGGUCAUCGGCAUCUUCAUCCGAGGUGGAGAACGCGAGGAUUCUCUGGAUGCUCUGGAGGCAGUUUAACACUACCGAACUUUUACAGAGAAUCGUGUCGACCGCCGACGACGACCUCAGCAAUCACUCGAGUUCGAGUGACUCGAAUUCAUCGUCCAGCGAUUUCACUUCCUCGGCGUCCGAGCACGACUCCGAAAAUUACGAUGGCCCUGGCGGCUGUUCCCCAUCGUAGAUGAGUUGUGAUAUAUAAACAUUGUGUGCGUUACCACAAGUCGUACUUGUUUAAAACAAGAUUGAGGCGCACAUCUGGAUCGGGUUAUGUUUGUGGUGUGACUUGUGGAUGAUGCCAAUGGAUUGUUUCUAAAUAUAUAAAAUAUAUAUUUUCGCUAA